This is a messenger RNA of Mercenaria mercenaria, 3879 nucleotides long. RefSeq names its product acyl-CoA dehydrogenase family member 11-like. The record is from RefSeq and is a predicted model, not a curated record. Bases 240 to 2171 code for a protein of 643 amino acids. The transcript is spliced from 15 exons. Gene Ontology annotation, molecular function: oxidoreductase activity, acting on the CH-CH group of donors. NCBI's taxonomy places the organism in Eukaryota, Metazoa, Mollusca, Bivalvia, Venerida, Veneridae.
AAGGUCACAGAGGUCGUGAGAGGUCAUCUGUGGAGCUAUUCAGCCAAUCAGCAGCAGAGUCGGGCAUCAUGUGACCGUCACAGCCAAUGACAGUGAAGGACGAAGGGUGAACGACCUCUUCUGAUUCUGGACGCCAUUGUUUGUUAUCGUAUCAUUAUUACAGCAGUGAAAAUCCAGGCUAAUCCUUGCUACAGAACUGAUAUGAAAUAAAUGAUCAGGACCCUGCCAAGACAAGCAAAAUGAGUGUGAGUAGGAUAAAUCAGAUCUGUUGCAGGAAACUAUUUACACUACAGAAGGCAUCAAAACAUUUAGUUGUCCUAACCCAGUACUGCAGGGAAGUUCAUACUGACCCUCGCAGACAUCAGCACACCCAGGCUUCAUCGUUUGAAGGGGCAACAAGAGAGUUUGACUUUCCAUUUGCCAGAGCUAGAUUAGGUACUUUUGUACAAGAGGCUCCUGUACUUGGGAACCAAUACCUUGAAGAUGCCACACUCCAGUCUUAUUUAAAGAGGCAUGUACCUGAGCAUGUACUGGGAGAGAUAGAGCCAGACUUGGUGAAGUUUGGUAAGAAAGUGGCAACAGAAAUGUAUGAUCUAAGUUUACAGUGUGAAAAAGAACAGCCAUAUGUAGAAAAGUUCACAGGUUGGGGAAACCUAGUGGAUAAGCUUGUUACAGGGCCGGCAUGGAAGAGAAUGCAUGAUAUCUCUGCUGAGGAAGGUCUUAUUGCUAUAUCAUAUGAAAGGAAAUAUAGAGAGUACAGUCGUUUAUAUGGUUUAGUGAAGAACUACCUGAAUGCUCCAAGUUCUGGACUUUAUUCAUGUCCUCUUGCAAUGACAGACGGGGCCGCUAAAAUAAUUGAGGGUCUGCAGGAUGUUGCACCAUGGUUAAUGGACAAAGCUUAUCCUAGAUUAACUAGCAGAGAUCCUGCUUUGUUCUGGACGUCAGGCCAGUGGAUGACAGAAAAACGUGGUGGCUCUGAUGUGGCAAAUGGUACAGAAACAGUAGCAGUUGAACAGCGUGAUGGUACAUACAGACUGUAUGGUUACAAAUGGUUCUCCUCGGCAACUGAUGCUGAUAUUACAUUCACUCUAGCUAGAGUUGUAGAUAGACAGGGAAAUACCAUUCAGGGAACAAAGGGUUUAUCAUUGUUUUACAUGGAAGUUCAUAACGAGGAUGGUUCACUGAAUAACAUGGAGAUUAUCAGGUUGAAGAAUAAACUAGGAACUAGACAGCUGCCUACAGCGGAAUUGCUCCUUGAUGGAUGCACAGCUUUCAAGGUAUCUGAUAAAGGGAGAGGUGUUCCAGCCAUCAGCAACAUGCUCAAACUUACCAGAAUACAUAACUCUAUAGCAGCUGCUGCCACAAUGAGACGAAUGGUGAACAUGUCAAGGGACUAUAGUACAAGAAGAUCAGCAUUUGGUAACCUGUUGAAAACAUACCCACUUCAUCUACAGACACUUGCUAGAAUGGAGGUUGAAGUUAGAGGAGCAGUCAUACUAUGUCUAGAGAACAUGAGGCUACUUGGUAAAGAGGAUGUUAGUAAAGCAACAGAAGAUGAGCAGAAUUUACUCAGGCUGCUGGUACCACUGUCGAAGCUUUACAGCGGGAAACAGGCAUUACAAGUAGGUACUGAGGGCUUAGAGAGUUUUGGAGGUCAAGGUUACAUAGAAGAUACAGGUAUUCCUGCGAUGCUUAGAGAUGCACAAGUGCUUUCAAUCUGGGAAGGAACUACAAACAUUCUGUCACUGGAUGUUCUCCGUGCGAUUGCAAAAUCUAAAGGUCAAGUGCUUUCAUCGUUCAGCAAGGAUAUCAAUGCUCGAAUGUCAGAAGUCAGAAACGAACACCUUGCAGCAUCAGCAUCUAGAGUUACUGAUGCCUGUGAAGACAUAAUGAAGUUUAUACAGGACAAUACCACAAAACAGAAUGUUCUGGAAAUGGCUGCAAGAGACCUUGCAUUCAGUCUAUGCAGAACUUACACUGGAGCUCUUCUUAUCGACCAUGCUUGUAGUGAAGUUGGUUCUGCCAAGGAUGUUUAUGUUGCUCAAAGAUGGUGUGAAAAGGAAUUAGCAUUGGUGAAAACUAACGCAAAACUUGGACAGUAUAGUGAAGAUUCAACAAAGAAUGAUUUUGAUCUUGUGUUUGAGUGUUACCACGACAAGGAUAGACUGUAGAAGUACAGGAUGGAUAGUAGAAAUAUGUGUUCUGUAUUUAAUUAUGCCAGAUUGACUGUGAUCACUUUUAAUAUAGGCCUGUGAUGAUUAUAAUUGUGCUAGCAAAAUAGUGAGCAAUUUUUUUUCAUUUCAUGUAAAUCUUUCCAACAUUUAUCUACCAUUGUCUAUGGUUUCAUUUAAAAGCAAUCCAUUUUAGCUUGUCAAUACGAAGUAUGUGGAGAGCUAUCCUACUUGCCCCAGCGUCUGCAGCAGCGUCCUUCUGCACCGGCACCUUGGUUAAAGUUUUGAUGCACUUUCUCUUUUUUCUCUCUUUAAUUACUUGAUGGGUUUGUUUCAAACUUCUAAUAGUAUUCCUCAUCAUCUGACACAAGGGCCAUAACUCUCCCACUUCUAUUUUAUUAAUCAUUUCCCCAUUUACUUUACUUAGAAUUUCAGGUGUAAGUUUUGAUGCUCUUUCACUCUAUCUCAGUAGUUACUGAAUGGAUUUAAUUCAGACUUAAAACAGUUGUUCCACAUCAUCACCCACAUCAUAUAACACGGGUCCAUAACUUUGGCACCAAUUUUCAUGAAUUAUGCUCCCAUUUUACUUAGAAUUUUAGGUAAAUUUUGAUGCAUUAUCACUAUAUCUGUUAAUAUAGAUUCUGAAGAGAUGUGAUUCAAACUGCUAAUUUGUCAGCCGGUCAGUACCUACAAACCAGAUUGCCUACAGGUCACAUUAAUGACCCAGUUUAGUUCAUAAUUACACUCAACAAUCCUUGUGGCAAGAUCUACAAACUGAUCUAAUAUAGUAUAUAUAAAUGACUUUGACCCCCCUAUGAAUUUCUUCUUCAAACUUAACACCUUCAUUAACAACAUUUUUGGUCGUACAGCCCACAUAAAUGACCCAAUUUAGUUCAUACUCACAUUCAACAAACCCUGGUAAGGCUUACAAACUGACCUAUUUAUAGGUGACAUUGACCUUAUUUUGAUCUUCACCUUAAAUUUUUUAAACCUAGAAGCAACACUGUUUGUCAUACACCUUUGGCAUGACUUUGUGUUUUGAAAAGACAGCUCCUUGUUAUAUAUAACCUAAAUUACAUAAAGGCAACAAGAAACACAUUUUCUGGAGAAAACAGUUGAAAGCUUUCUGAUUUAAUGAAAUUUUGCCAAUGCUGUCAAUGUGGUUAUAUUUAUAUGUGAUAAUAUUGUGGGUAAACAAAUGUAAUGUGAUUACAUUGUGAUUAUCAUGGGAUUACAUUGUGAUUAUCAUGGGAUUACAUUGUGAUUACAGGGUGAUUAUAAUGGGAUUACAUUGGGAUUAUAAUGUGAUCAUAGUGUGAUUAUGUUGGGAUUAUCAUGUGAUUGUAUUGUGAUAAUUAUGUGAUUACAUUGUGAUUAUCAUGGGAUUACAUUGUGCUUACAGGGUGAUUAUAAUGUGACUAUAUUGCAAUUAUAACAAUUCAAAAAAGUACUACUAGAAAAUGUAUGCCAAGUUUUGCAUAUAUAAAUAUAUUACUCAGGAAUUCUGUAUUUAAUUGCAAACCAGAAGUAUUUGAAUUAAUAAUAUAUUAUGAUUUUAAAAACUGUUAACACAAACAUGAUUAUGCACAUUUUAAUGUGUAGUUCUGGUCAAAAGUGUAUAGCAUGAUAUGCAAAAACAAUCAACGCUGUAUUAUUUAUUCAUUGUUAUUUACACAGUUUUGAUAAUACAAUAAGAGCAUAAAUAAUC